Quercus lobata is the source of this 597-nucleotide messenger RNA. Its product is annotated as glycine-rich cell wall structural protein 1.0-like. The coding region runs from base 1 to 597 and encodes 198 amino acids. Lineage: Eukaryota; Viridiplantae; Streptophyta; Magnoliopsida; Fagales; Fagaceae. The record is from RefSeq and is a predicted model, not a curated record. The transcript has a single exon.
AUGUCUUCCCAUGGUGGUGUUGGUAGAAGUAGUAAUGGUGGUGGUAGGGAGGGCUUACGAAACGAGGCGGAUCGGAACAUUUCUUUCCAUGGUGGUGGUGAAGGUGGCGAGGGUGAUGAUGAUGGUGGUGGUGGUGGUGGUGAUGGUGGUGGUGGAGAGGGUUUGCGGAAGGAGGUGGAUUCUAACAUGUCUUCCCAUGGAGGUGGUGGUAGUAGUAGUGAUUGUGGUAGGGAGGGUUUGCGGAAUGAGGCUGAUCGGAGCAUGUAUUGCCAUGGUGGUGGUGUUGGUUCUGAAGUUGGUGGUGAUAGGGAGGGUUUGCGGAAGGAGUUAGAUUCGAACAUGUCCUGCCAUGGUGGUGGUGGUGGUAAUAGUAGUGGUGGUGGUAAUAGUAGUGGUGGUGGUAGGGAGGGUUUGCGGAAUGAGCCGGAUCGGAACAUGUCAUCCCAUGGUGGGAUUGGUGAUGAUGAUGAUAGAGUUGAGUUAUUGGAGCUUGGGUCUGUGCAUGUAACUGGCUCCAUUUUGCUGUUUUGGUUUCAGGUUUUGCAUUGGCAUAUCGUGUUUGUGUAUAUAAAGGCCAGAUGCACGAUUGACCACUAG